CCCAACCCAAGCUGCUUUUGUUGGGUAUAUAAUCGCACACGACUGGUAUUCUCCAGCCCUAAUUCAAAUCAUAUUCAGACCCGAUUCAAAUUAAAUCGGUCUCUGUUUGCCCAGCUCUCACUGAACCCAAACCCUAAGUAAUAUUGUAUAAUGGGAGAGAUUAAAGACAACGAUGCUUAUGAAGAAGAGCUCAUCGAUUACGAGGAAGAAGACGAGAAAGCCCCCGACUCCGCCACUGCAAAGCCCGGUGGCGAAGCCGUCAAAAAAGGUUAUGUUGGUAUUCAUAGCUCGGGGUUCAGAGACUUCUUGUUGAAGCCAGAGCUGCUUCGAGCUAUCGUGGAUUCUGGAUUUGAACAUCCCUCCGAAGUGCAACACGAGUGCAUACCUCAAGCUAUCUUGGGAAUGGAUGUCAUUUGUCAAGCAAAAUCUGGGAUGGGGAAAACUGCUGUAUUUGUUUUGUCUACUCUGCAGCAGAUUGAACCAGUGGCGGGUCAAGUUGCUGCCCUUGUUCUGUGCCAUACAAGAGAAUUGGCAUAUCAGAUAUGUCAUGAGUUUGAGAGGUUCAGUACCUACUUGCCUGACAUAAAGGUUGCUGUCUUCUAUGGUGGUGUCAACAUAAAGAUUCAUAAAGAUUUACUUAAGAAUGAGUGCCCUCAUGUUGUUGUUGGUACCCCUGGAAGAAUACUGGGUCUGGCUAGAGACAAGAACUUGGGUCUAAAGAAUGUGAGGCAUUUUAUCCUUGAUGAGUGCGAUAAGAUGCUCGAGUCACUUGACAUGAGGAAAGAUGUUCAGGAUAUUUUUAAGAUGACGCCUCAUGACAAGCAAGUGAUGAUGUUUUCUGCCACGCUGAGCAAGGAGAUUCGACCUGUUUGCAAAAAAUUCAUGCAAGAUCCAAUGGAAAUAUAUGUUGAUGAUGACUCCAAGUUAACUCUUCACGGACUUGUCCAGCAUUAUAUCAAGUUAACUGAGAUGGAAAAGAACCGCAAACUUAAUGAUCUUCUAGAUGCUCUGGAUUUUAAUCAAGUGGUGAUUUUUGUAAAAAGUGUUAGUAGAGCUGCAGAACUGAACAAACUUCUAGUAGAAUGCAAUUUCCCUUCAAUUUGCAUUCAUUCUGGGAUGUCUCAGGAAGAAAGGCUGACACGUUACAAGAAUUUUAAGGAGGGCCACAAAAGAAUUCUUGUUGCUACCGACUUGGUUGGCAGAGGAAUCGAUAUUGAACGUGUGAAUAUUGUUAUAAACUAUGACAUGCCUGAUUCUGCUGACACAUACCUUCAUAGGGUUGGCAGGGCAGGUAGGUUUGGGACCAAAGGCCUUGCAAUUACGUGUGUUUCAUCAACGUCAGACUCUGAAGUUUUGAAUCAGGUCCAAGAGAGAUUUGAGGUGGACAUAAAGAUGCUUCCAGAGCAAAUAGAUACAUCUACAUAUAUGCCAUCAUAAGAAGAUUACCUAUCAGCAGCUCCUGAAGUGAUCUGAGACCGUAGACCGGAGCUCUGCCAGGGUGAUGUUAUCUCACGAGGCAUUGUAACUUUAAGCCUUUAAUGUAGCAGACAGAAGCAUUUUCCUGUAAAAUUACAUGUUGAUUGGUGGCUGGAAUGACUUUAGUGCUGGAUGUUAUUAAUUGCAAUUUUCCCUUAAAUUUUGGUCCAGAGGAGCAACAGUGAACUAUUAAUUUUGGAGCGCAGCUUGUAUGAUAAACUUGCAUAUUAUAAUAGUUUCGCAGGAGCAGCAAAAUCCUUUUCAAUUGCUUUA
This is a messenger RNA of Daucus carota subsp. sativus, 1749 nucleotides long. RefSeq names its product DEAD-box ATP-dependent RNA helicase 15. The coding region runs from base 151 to 1437 and encodes 428 amino acids. The transcript is spliced from 12 exons. Gene Ontology annotation, molecular function: RNA helicase activity; RNA binding; ATP binding. The record is from RefSeq and is a predicted model, not a curated record. Lineage: Eukaryota; Viridiplantae; Streptophyta; Magnoliopsida; Apiales; Apiaceae.